CCUAAAUUGUCACUUGAUAUUUGUUUACAUUCCAUAUAAAAUACAGCUGACAAGUAAAUCAUUUCGAAAAUGGAAAAACAAAAGUACAAAAAAAGAAGUUGUUGGAGUGAUAGGGCAGAAGCCCUAUUAAUUGAAUUGUGGCGGAACAAAGUAAGUGCUUUUCGCGGACCCAAGAAGAACAGCCAUAUAGUGGAAGAAAUGGCAAUGGAGAUGCAGCAACAAGGUGUGCAUUUCACGGCGAGUGAAAUAAAGUCGAAAAUGCACAACCUUUCACAGAGAUAUAGGAAAGAGAAGACAGCAGUCGGGUCAACUGGCGGUUCUCCCUCGCAGUGGCCACUUUACGAGAAAAUGAGAGCCGUACUGUUGCCGUACGUCAGCUACAAUGCCGAGAACUUAGUGGAGGAAAGUUUUCAAAGUUCUACUAACUCUGAACCCCUCCAAAUUUCGGUGGAAACGGCUGCGUCUUCUACAUUUGUUGCUGCAUCUCCAUUGUCAUCACCGGUUUGCCUACCAUCGCCCUCAGCUAUGCCGAUGUCGCCAAGCGAUAUUUCUUCGGUACCAGUACCGUCUCCCGAGCCGAGUGAUGCUAUCAAUAAAAAAAGGAAUAAUUUUCAAACCAUAAUUUUAAAAAAAUUUGACCAAAUAGAAAAGCAGCUCGAAAAAGCAAAUCAGCAAUCCCUUGAAAUCAGCAACGAAAUAAGGGACUUGUCAAAAAAAAUGGUUGAAAAUGAUAACAAAAAAACAGACAUUGUGGAAAUCAAUUACCUCGAAACCAGUCACCAAUUCGGUUAUAUUUUCUCUGUUUAA
Bactrocera tryoni is the source of this 807-nucleotide messenger RNA. RefSeq names its product inactive protein tyrosine kinase pTKL-like. Gene Ontology annotation, cellular component: nuclear body. The transcript is spliced from 4 exons. The coding region runs from base 70 to 807 and encodes 245 amino acids. Lineage: Eukaryota; Metazoa; Arthropoda; Insecta; Diptera; Tephritidae. The record is from RefSeq and is a predicted model, not a curated record. Gene Ontology annotation, biological process: positive regulation of DNA-templated transcription.